This is a messenger RNA of Hyaena hyaena (striped hyena), 1990 nucleotides long. RefSeq names its product vasoactive intestinal peptide receptor 2 (gene VIPR2). Bases 339 to 1430 code for a protein of 363 amino acids. Gene Ontology annotation, biological process: adenylate cyclase-modulating G protein-coupled receptor signaling pathway; cell surface receptor signaling pathway. The record is from RefSeq and is a predicted model, not a curated record. Gene Ontology annotation, molecular function: vasoactive intestinal polypeptide receptor activity; peptide hormone binding; G protein-coupled peptide receptor activity. Gene Ontology annotation, cellular component: plasma membrane. The transcript is spliced from 10 exons. NCBI's taxonomy places the organism in Eukaryota, Metazoa, Chordata, Mammalia, Carnivora, Hyaenidae.
UGGCGCCCUGCGGAUGUAGGCGAGACGGUCACAGUGCCCUGUCCUAAAGUGUUCAGCAACUUUUACAGCAAACCAGCACCAGCCAUUGCCGUGAUCACCAGCAUAGCUACUGUCACACCGCACCUGUGCCUUGUUGACACGCGCUCCCGCGAGCCAGCGAGGCCCUGCCCAACCCAGGCCUCAAGGGUGGGAAGCCCAGCAGGCGAACACCCUUACCUCCAAGCACUGCCGACGCCGUCGCUACUAAGGCCAGCUGUCGUGGACCCGCAGACCUGACACCUGAACUUUACCUUCCAGGAAACAUAAGCAAAAACUGCACAAGUGAUGGGUGGUCAGAGAUGUUUCCGGAUUUCAUAGACGCGUGCGGGUAUAAUGACCCCGAGGACGAGAGCAAGAUCACGUUUUAUGUUCUGGUGAAAGCCAUUUACACGCUGGGCUACAGCGUCUCCCUGAUUUCCCUUACGACCGGAAGCAUAAUUCUUUGCCUCUGCAGGAAGCUGCACUGUACCCGGAACUACAUCCACCUGAACCUGUUCCUCUCCUUCAUCCUAAGAGCCAUCUCAGUGUUGGUGAAGGACGAUAUUCUGUACUCCAGCUCAGGCACGCUUCACUGCCCCGACCAGCCAUCCUCCUGGGUCGGCUGCAAGCUGAGCCUGGUGCUCUUCCAGUACUGCAUCAUGGCGAACUUCUACUGGCUGCUGGUGGAAGGGCUGUACCUGCACACCCUCCUGGUGGCCAUAUUCUCCCCCGGCCGUCGCUUCGUGGCCUAUCUCCUAAUCGGCUGGGGCAUCCCCACCAUCUGCACAGGCGCAUGGACUGCAGCCAGGCUCUCCUUAGAAGACACAGGUUGCUGGGAUACCAAUGACCACAGUGUUCCCUGGUGGCUUAUACGAACACCGAUUUUAAUAUCUAUUAUAGUCAAUUUUGUCCUUUUUGUCAGUAUUAUACGAAUUUUACUCCAGAAGUUGACAUCCCCAGACAUCGGCGGCAACGACCAGUCACAGUAUAAGAGGCUGGCCAAGUCCACUCUGCUGCUCAUCCCUCUGUUCGGGGUGCACUACAUGGUGUUUGCUGUGUUCCCUAUUGGCAUCUCCACCAAAUACCAGAUACUGUUUGAAUUGUGCAUCGGAUCGUUUCAGGGCCUGGUGGUGGCGGUCCUCUACUGUUUUCUCAACAGUGAAGUACGUGCUCUGUCACAGCAGGUGACAUUCAGCUUGUGCGGGAUUUCCUCCUGUGCCCCCCACCUGAACGAGAGCCCAGGUCUGCCGUCGGGGCAGCCCCGGUGCCCCGACGGCCAAGGCCGCCUCCUCCUCUCCACACCAGCAGCGUUGGUCGCCCUGGCCUCCCCCAGGCCCUGCUCAGGAAGGCUCCCCGGCUGGGUGGUUGGGAGGGACCCUGCCACCCUGCAUGGUCACCAUCUUGCUCCUUGACUGUGGACGUGAGGCUGACUGGGGGUGGGGGGCACACAGAUGAGAAGCUUGUUCCCAGAGUCCACUGCCCACAGUGAAUAUCCAUGUGCGAGCCCCCCAGGGCCCCACUCUGCUGAAUGUCGUUUCCCACGUCCUUCACCUGCCCAACCUCGCGUGGCCAGCGCCACCCCCGACCCUUCCUGCCAUGCACCUCUGCUAACACGCUCACCACGUCCCUCUCCCCACCAUCAGUCCAAACGCCCUUCACCUCUGUCAGUGGCUCCCAAGCACCGAGUCCCCACCGGUGUCAGGAAACCCCUGGUUCCUGCUGUUUGGAGCUCGCUGUUGGGGCGUCACCUUCUGUACCCACAGGUCCCCCCGAGGAGAGGAGUCGGCCACAACCUGUCCGGGCCGGCCUGGCACGGGCUGCUUCUCUUGAGAGCGCCUGAGUUUAUGUUUCCAGCUUACACCCCGUGUGACCCCCGCUUCCUCACUGCUUUGCCCUCACCGCAGGUGCAGAGCGAGCUGAAGAGGAAGUGGCGGGGCUGGUGUCCGAGCCGGCCCUGCGGCCGGGACUACAG